Molecule: messenger RNA, 4821 nt
Organism: Guillardia theta CCMP2712
Lineage: Eukaryota; Cryptophyceae; Pyrenomonadales; Geminigeraceae
Exons: 35
Coding region: 1-4821 (1606 amino acids)
Biological process (GO): RNA processing; cell division
Molecular function (GO): protein binding
Source: RefSeq, a predicted model, not a curated record
AUGGCGCGCUCGGGCAUACUGCUCCUGCUCCUGUUCUGUUCCUGUGAAAUCGCGUUUCAAAUCCCUCCCACGGAGAACUUCCGGUUCAGAGGAGGGUAUGAUGGGGAUGAAUGGAAAGUCGGUGGGCAAGACGGCGAAGUUCUGCAGUUUGACGACGAGGAUAGCUUUGAAAGGAAAAUGUUCGAAGGAGACGACCUCAACAAUCCAGAACUAGACCAAGAGACCUUUGGCGGCGACUUGGAUUCUGGAGACACUGACGAUGCGUGGGAGGAUACCGUGCAGAAGUCGCUCUCGUUGAGGCACCGGAACCAGAAGCUUGCCCCAAGGUCCAUGGAGGAGAAGCCACCCAGUGACAUGGUCGCACACAAUCGAAGUCGCUGGCUCCCAGACGGGGAGAACACGAGUCCGUCCGUGAUCUUGCGAAACCUCGUGGAGCUGUGGGAAGAGCGACAACGCUUCGUUGAACGCCACAAAGCGACUGGGAGGCAGGAGCCCGUUCCUUCGCUAGAGGAUCUCUUCCAAGAGAAAUAUCCUGACGACGUGCACGAGGGGAUGUACGGCACUGCCUACAUGAUGCGAGGGCAGCACGGGGAUGUGCCGCAGAAGAUUCUGCCGAACAGCAUGUGGGAGCACGACUCGCAGUACGACGAAGGAGGGAUCGAACAGAUCUGGGAGUUCGACAGCCGUCCCGAUCCUCCGCCCAAGGGAUAUUGGGAUGAGAUGGGUAUUUUCCACCCAACGUUCGAAAAAUCAGAGCACAAAGAGGUCAAGAAGGUGCUUCCCACACAGACUGAGGUCCCACAGGCUCAGGCGCCAAGGGUUGAGAUAACUUGGUCUGACCUCGUCCGGAUGACAAACACUGAGCAGAUGGAAUCCGAUGUUGUUGAUGUGCACUAUGACUAUCCUGGCCAGCAGGGUUUCGAGCUCCCAGCAGGUCCCGCGCAAACAGCAAGUGUGCAAGGAAAGGUGGCGGAGGCAGCGCCCAGCUCGCGUCACAGGAAGGCAGUGCAGAAGAAGAGGGAGAAUGCGCAGGUCAGGAAGGAUGCAGUCCCUUCGGACAACGAAAAAGCAGCACCUGGCGUGCAGGAGAAAGAGAACGUGAAGAAACCAGCCGAGUUGUCUUCGAACAAGGCGAAGGCGAUGAAGCAGAAAGCCUCGGACAAGGGAACGGCAUGGAAGAAGGACAAGGCAAACGACCCGAUCAACGAGGAGAGUUCGACCAAGACACAAGUCGCAUCCCCCCUUUCGGAUAAGAGCGAGAGGCCUGCCGUUGCCCCAAGGCCUGCCGCAACAAACUUCACCUCCUCAAGGCCCGUUGGAAGCCUCAAUCCUUUCUCUGCACUGAAUGAAGUAGAGACACAAAGGAACAAAGGAUCCCAUCAGAGCAACGACUCAGAUCAUGAGAUGCAAAGGAUGAACGAGACUGAGGGAGCGAUGGAAAAUACAAACACAGCUCAGGAAAAUCUCAGCAAAAGCACGUCCGAUUUCAGUCAAGACUUGGCGUCGCAGGCUCGGUUCUUGCACAAGUUGAAGCGCGAGUGCAAGCGCAUGAGCGUGUCUCAGCUGAUCUUCUUCUUCUAUGACUCCAUGAUCUACGCUCCUCGCGCCUUUGAAAUGGCGUGGGAGGAAUUUCAGGAAGGAAUGAGCGACGAGGCGCAAGCUAUGAAGAUGAGCAUUGCCAACUUCUUGUUCCACUCAACGACGUUGGAGCAGUGGAACUGCAACCAGCGCAACAUGAUCUACGAGGCGCGAGAGAGUGCAUACUCGAGGGAGCAGGACGACGAGGACGAGAAAGUCUCGCACCAACGGCACGAUCUGAACAUCCUUCUGUGGAAGCUGUCGUCAAACAGCUCCCUUGUGUUAUGCUCAGAUGACCUCAGGGUCGUCGUUGCGCUUGUCCGUUGCAUCCUUGGGCUGGACUCACAAAACUCGAAGAAGAUGAUCACUGACCUUGAAGAUGGCAUUCGAUUCGUACAGGACGCCGCCCUUCGCCUCCUGAACUGCUACCUGCAGUUCUCCCACGUCUCUUGGUCGAACACUGAGAACUUGCUACGGGCACUUUCGAUGUUUCGCGCCCUCAACGACAUUUCGGAUCGAUUACCCUCAGUCGUUUCUAACCAGACGUCGGCGAUUUCCCAGCAGGAGCUGCAAGUUGCCGUCCGACUGGCAGAAGCAGAACUUUACGCGUUUGGGGAGAACGACAUGUCGAAGGGGCAGGCCCAAUACAGCAAGCUGCUGUCAGAGGUCGUGUGUUGCACUCAGCAGCAGCUGCAGGUUGCGACGAGCGCAUUCAGGAGGUUCCGAUUGGGGAUGAUGAUGACUGAGAUGUUCAUGGAGCUGCUCUACGUGCAUCACGAGGAGAUCACGGGGGAGAAAGAUCCAGUCUAUGACGAGGUUGCUGCUGUGCUGGAAAAGAGGGUGAGAGGAGGAGACAACUCCUCCUUCACCAUCGGCGCGCUUGCUCGGAUCUCUUCCUCGGCGUUUGCGAUUGCGAGAUUGGAGGAGGCCGUCCGGCUCAGGCCAGAGGAUGAGACUCUGUGGAUUGUAAGUUGGAUAAUGGUGGUGGUGGUGGUGGUGGUGGUGGCAAAGGGCUUUAUCGAAGAGUGGAAAGGAGGAUCCAAAGAUUCUGAAGAAUUCUUCCUUCGUGCUCUCGCGCUCUCCCCUCGCAAUGGCUUCCUCUAUGCACGUAUCGGAGUCUUGGCACUGAACCUCCGAGCGAAUCCCUUCUCCUCCUGCUCCUACCUUGAGCUAGCAACGCAGCAUGGUUACAAGAGUGCAGAGGUCCUCAGCGGGCUGGUUUUCUGCAAGUGCUUGGGAUCAAACGCAGAAGAAGUGCCAUGGGAGGCACUGCGCAAGAUCCUUGCGCUGGAUCCAACGGAACCCUUCACCUCCUUCGCUCUCGGCGACCUGCUGCUCUAUGACAAUCAGGGGAAGGAGGUAGGGGAGAGAGUCCGUCCUACUACAGGGUUGAAGUUCUGUCAGGCGGAAAGGCUCAUCUCUCAAGCCCUCAGACUGUCCCGGAAGAAGAAAUUCCAGUGCUGCUUGCACGGCCUACAUGGGCAAAUCUUGGGCGAAAUCAAUGUCGACGACAGUGGAGCGCUGGAGGAGUACCGUAAGGGGAUGGAGCUCUCGCAGGGGACCUGUGAACACACUGUUAAGCUUUUAUGUGCUCACUUGCUCAAGCACAAUUGUGAGGGAAGCGACCUCAAGCAGCCGGUGGUGCAGCAGGUCCAGGCCAUGUUCGAGAAAGCGUUCGCCGUCAACCCCCUGCAUGUUCACCUUGCAAUCUCCUUCUCCGAUUUCCGAGAGCGAGUGUUUGGCGACAUAAGAGGAGCGCGAUUAAUCUUUGAAACUGUGCUGAAAAACAAUCCCAAUGACGCAUGGGUGAUGUAUGCGUAUGCCAAUUUCAUCGAUCGGCAGGAAGGAUUUUCAGACCACUGUAUCAAGCUCUUCAGAGAUGCUCUCAAUGUUGCUCCAAACUUCGGUGUCGCAGUCUCAACCUUUGCCUUGAACCUGCAUCAUCUUACUGAUCGCAAGGAAGAAGCAGAAGCUGCAUACACUCGAGCGAUGGAGCUUCUUCCUUCCGAUCCCGAUAUUUACAGCAACUACGCCGUCUUUCUCGAGGAGAAGCAAGACUAUCGAAAUGCAGAGAAAGUCUUCCAGAAGGCCCUCAGCCUUGACCCCAACAACGCUGAGACAAGAUUCAUGUACGGGGCCAUGCUUCAUGACAAACUGCACGACGUCCAGAGAGCAAGGAUCGAGUACGAGAAGUUGACGCUUCUGAAGCCGAACAACGGCAAGUAUCUCUGCAAGUAUGGGCGUCUCCUGGACGACGCCGACGACUUGCCAGGAGCGACAAUGAUGUACGAGGCUGCGGUGAUGGCGGAUCCGAUGUCGUUGGACGCCAUUAUCAGUCUAGCGAACUUGUACUUCGAGGCGCACGCAAACUUUGACAGGGCGAAUGUGCUUUAUGAGAGGGCGCUGCAGAUCAACUCGACCCACUUUACAGCUCUGUGCAGCUAUGCAAUCAUGACGGGAGUUCACCUGCGCCAUCUGAAUCAUCAGAGCGAGGGCGACAGCAUGCAAGGAAGAAGCGAUAUCGAGAAGCAGAAGGAGUACCUGAUGGACAAGGCCAUCAGGCUCUUUGAGCAGUCUUACGAGUUGGCGCCCAACAACCUUGCUGUCUGCUACAACUACGCUGCCUUCCUCCGCGAGAACGGAGCCGACUUUGACAAGGCGGAAGUUUUCGUGCGAAAGGCACUGGAGAUCGACCCGCACGACGUCUCCUCCAUCUACCUACUGGCCCACAUCCUCCGGGAGAUGAAGGGGGAGCAUUUAGGCGCGUCUCCCUCCUCCUCUCUCGCUCCCUCUGACUUGUUGCACGCAGAAGCCAUGAGGCUCUACAGGAAAGCUACGGACUUGGACCCUGAGCGUCUGUCCAAGAUGAUGCAGAUUGGGCAGUUUCAUAUCGACUCGGAUGUGGUUGGAGAGGCAGAGAACCUGCUGAACAGCAUUCUGAGCUCAAGCCCUCACGAGCUCAAGGAAAAUAUCCGAUGGGUCAGGACCUUCACGCCCACCACAAAUCCGCAAGCACACGUUCCUCUCCCAUUCUCCGAUGCUGCGCACCAGGCGAGGAAGGAGCUCAACCGGAGGAGGGAGAAGCGAAAGGCAAAGGAGGAGGAGGAGUCUUCGUGGCAGCAGAAGCAGCGGGAACGAGAUGCUGACGCCAUCGCACGGGAGCUGAUCGAGGAGGAAGAGAUGGAGUCCAAGAAGAGCAACAAGAAGUCCGCGGUGAAGAAGGGCUCGCGCUCGAAGCACUGA